ACCAGCGCGACCCAAACAUAGCACAUUCGACGUUCUCCCUGGGUUAGGGGCAUGACACUGCCUUCUUUCCAGACGAGAAUCAUUCAGCACUGGCUCCUACAUCUUCACUUCUACCUAGUCCGCAAUCCCCUGCCUUGCCCUGCCUGCUCAUCCGUCGCCGGUCACCUGGACUAGAUCACGCCCAACGACCCUCAGGCCUCCUUCAUACCUCAAAGGUGUGCCUCGUUCAAAGCACUAUUCAUUCCCUCCCACCUCUGUUUGACUCAGCAUCAUACCGCUAUCACAUCACCGCCGUGGCUACUGUUCAACACUCUUUGCUGCUUUGCACGGACGCCGGAUUCAUGGCGGAAGUACAAAGACAAUUGGCGGCCUUGUCCAUCUCGGCCGACCCGCGACCCGAUGAGCGAACUCCCAAGCCAAUCCCCGUGCUGCCACAGACAACAGCGCCUGAGCAAAAACGUCGGAGUCGCCUGGCUGUGGACACGUACUCCCCCGUGAACCAGAACGGCAGCUUUGAGUUCGACCGCGUCAUCAAGAGCGGCUAUGUGCAGAAGCGCACGCAAAAGACAAAGACAUGGCGAACCAUUUACAUUGUCCUGCGACCGAACACGCUCUCCAUCUAUAAGUCGGAUAAGGAGGAGAAACUUCGGCGCAAGAUUUACCUAUCCGACUUGACCGCCGUAACACUCCUAAAAGACCCCAAGAACAAACGACAAAACGUGUUCGGCUUAUUUUCGCCCUCCAAAAACUAUCACUUCCAGGCGCCAACACUGAAGGAUGCUGAGGAGUGGGUCAACCUAAUCCGGCUGGAUGCCAGAAUAGAAGAGGAGGAAGAGGAGAUGUUCCUGGCCAGUCCUGUUGUCCGAUCACCGCCGUUCCUCCCUGGGGUCCAGCUGGGCAACGCCGACUCGAACCGCUCAGUGGUGGCAUCAGCGGACCAUUUCUUAUCGACCUCUCCCGAACCACCCGAGCCUCCGAUACGCAAUCUUGGAAAGCCGCCCUUUGCCCGGAGGGCGUCGCAGUUUGAUUCCUCGGGUCUUUCGGGCACCGAGCUGGCAAGCCAUUCGGAUUUCUCUGACUCGGACAUGCACCGGAUACCAGGCGCAUCUUUUGAGAGCUUGGCGGUCCAGCAACCAUCCACCUCGCCAGGGCCAUCCAGACCCAGUUUAGGAGGAGGGGCCACCGGCAGCCGGGUCAGUGGGACACACCACCACGAGGCCGACCCGGACCGCGUCAUCUGGCAGGGUUGGAUGUGGUUCCACCGCAGCAAAGGGGGGGUGCGCCAGUGGAAGAAAUCGUGGGGCGUCGUGCGGCCAAGGAACCUCAUCCUGUACAAGAACGAGGCCGAGUCGUCGGUGCUGUUCGUCAUGUACAUGUCGUCGAUCGUCAAUGUGGUCGAGACAGACCCAAUGAGCCGGACCAAGAAGCACUGCCUGCAGAUUAUCACGGACGAGAAGAGCUACCGCUUCUGCGCGCACGACGAGGAGGCCUUGGUGCAGUGUCUCGGUGCUUUCAAGAGUCUGCUUGCGAAGCGCCGGGAGCUCGAGGCCAAGGCGGGGACUACUUCGACCGCGAACGCGAAUGCCAACGCGGCUGCAACGGCAACAGUCACAGCCGCAGGGGCGAGUGCUGAACCUCGCUCUCCGCCGUCCUGAACAACAUCACUCCUCCCUCUGUUAGACAUGAACGUGAUUCCUACAACUUUGAGGAAAUCACAAGCGAACCUUGGAACUUGGACAUGGACAUUUUGAGGGAACCAUAGGGGUACAGCGCUCCCUUGACCGCCAGCUUGGCCAUAUGCGCCUUAGUGGCGCCUGUCAUUGC
Molecule: messenger RNA, 1824 nt
Organism: Parathielavia appendiculata
Lineage: Eukaryota; Fungi; Ascomycota; Sordariomycetes; Sordariales; Chaetomiaceae
Product: PH-domain-containing protein
Exons: 2
Coding region: 342-1655 (437 amino acids)
Source: RefSeq, a predicted model, not a curated record